CAAUCUUCAAACUUGUAAAGGUAAAAUAGAGAAUCCCCAAGUCUAAGUGUAAAAGAAAAAACGAAAAACAAAAGCAACCCCACAAGUAAAGUUGUUGAAACUUUCAAAGUAUAAUCCAAUUAUCCAAGUCUGCGAAUACGAAAAUAAAUAAAUCAAUUUCCCCUCCAAAAUUUGAGUUUCGUCACCAACUCGAACUUGAUGACCUUCACUUCCACUUCCACUUGCUCUUUUCCUUUCUCCAUUGCUCCGCCUUCUGCGUUUUCUCACCCUCACCACCGCCCUUUUCCCGUCAUACCCAAACCCUCACUCUCACUCUCAACUCCGCUUGCUCUCUUCACCUACGGCGCCGUUAAAUCCGAUCAUCUCCACCCGCGAUCUACUAUAAUCGUCAUGUCCUACUCCGAUGCCCGAUCAGAACCUUUGCCGAACAAUUCGGACCUUAGGGAGCUCAUUCACGAGUCCGAUUUUGAUAAUAUCGUCGCAUCGGACGGUCGUAUCUCUAUUUGCGGCUUCGGUUCGCUCCUCUCUGAGAGAAGCGCGAGGAGUACAUUUCCGGAUCUUAUUAACUUCAGAGUCGCCAGAUUGAAUGGAUUUCGUCGCGUCUUCGCUCAUGUUGCUCCCAUUUUUUUCGAGCGUGGAAUAGCGAAGCCGGAAACCAAGGAAAUAUCGAGCUUAAGUGUUGAGCCUUGUGAAGGAGAGACACUAAUUGUAACAGUAUUCGAAAUUUCAAAAUCCGAUAUCCCGGCAUUUCUUGAGAGGGAGCUUGAAUUUCGAUUCCUUGCCGUUCUGCCUGAAACACUUGAUGAGAAGCCGUUUGAUAAAUUAGCGGUGCUUUGUGCUCGUUAUAGCGACGAAGAAUUCCUCCGGAUUAGAUGUAAAGGAAGCAAGGACAUCUAUUUUCAACACUAUGGACGAUAUGGCAUUGAUCAGAUUUGGCGAGAUGAUAUCUUACCAUGUCGUGCUUAUCUCCGGCACUGUGUGUUAGCGGCCAAAAAUUUGAGUGAUGAAGCCUAUAACAACUUCUUAGAUCACACUUUCCUUGGAGACCGUAAAACUAACAUCCGUGAGUACCUGGCUACAACAGGUUCAGGCAUCAUGGAAGAGGAGCCCCCAGAAUCCCUUAAGACUCGGUAUGGUGGCUGAAAUUUAUCAACUCUAAUAUAUGAACCCACUUAUUUUUUUCCAAAGCUUCUCUAAGGGCCAGUUUGGCACAAACAAGGAAAAGUUGUAUGUCUUUGUGGGAAAAAAGCAUUUAUGAACCGUGAAAAAAGUAGCCGAGUGUUUGGUAAAUUAUAAUUUUUAAAGUGCUGUGAGUUGUUAAGAUUCUAUUACAAUAAUGAUAAUAUUUUAAUCUA
Cannabis sativa is the source of this 1355-nucleotide messenger RNA. RefSeq lists its product as uncharacterized. Lineage: Eukaryota; Viridiplantae; Streptophyta; Magnoliopsida; Rosales; Cannabaceae. The coding region runs from base 199 to 1143 and encodes 314 amino acids. The transcript is spliced from 8 exons. The record is from RefSeq and is a predicted model, not a curated record.